AAAGAAAACCAAAAUUCUCUCCGGCGAACCUCAAAUUCGCUUAAUUUUCUCUGAGAAACGACAAGGGCAUCUCCAGAAAUCCCCCAAUUGACAAACCCUAAUCCCCAAAUUCCAUGAUCUGUAGAUGGAUUGCAUUCAAUUCAAGCAAAGUGUCUCGUACUCUCUCUCCUUUCUCUUCUCUCUUAUUCACUAAAUCCUCCUUCUCCGUCGCCAAACUCGAAGAUGAGUCAUCACCCACAACCAAUUUCACUUCUGAUCUCAGAGACUUCUACCAAGAGAUUCUCUUUGGGAUGAAGAAGAUUGGGUUCCGUGAGUUUCUUCACGGGCAUCACUUUCGAGGUUUGGUUUCGGAAUUGAGACAGGUCCAUGUCGAGGAAAUCAUGGCUGAAUUGAUGUCUGAAAGCUCAGAUCUUUCGGUUUGGUUUUUCAAAGAGCUGAGAGAUAUUUAUGGGUUUCGUCAUUCGAGAUUUUCCACAUUAUUGGUUUCACAUAUUUUCGCUGGUCAACGACGUUUUAAAGAGCUUCUUGUGAUUCUCGAACAAUUGCUGCAAGAAGAAGGCAAGUCCUCUACUUUCUUUUGCUCUGGUUCAGCUUCUUUGCUUUGUGAACUUCUCUCUAGUAGCUUCAGAAAGUGGGAGUCUACGGGAUUAGUUUGGGAUAUGUUGUUGUUUCUUUCAUCAAGAUUGAGAAUGGUUGAUGAUUCUCUUUAUAUCUUGAAAAAGAUGAAGGAUCGGAACUUGAAUGUGUCGACACAGUCGUACAACUCCGUUUUGUAUAAUUUUAGAGAGACGGAUAAGAUGUGGGAUGUGUACAAGGAAAUCAAGGAUAAGAACGAGCACACGUACUCAACAGUUGUAGAUGGUUUGUGUAGGCAGCAAAAGCUAGAAGAUGCAGUUUUGUUCCUCCGAACUUCAGAGUGGAAGGAUAUUGGUCCCUCUGUAGUUUCAUUCAAUAGUAUUAUGUCAAGUUACUGUAAAUUGGGUUUUGUAGAUAUGGCGAAGUCGUUUUUCUGUACAGUUUUGAAAUGUGGAUUGGUUCCUAGUGUAUAUAGUCACAAUAUACUCAUCAACGGACUCUGUCUAGUUGGUUCUAUCGCAGAAGCUUUAGAGUUGGCUAGUGAUAUGAAUAAGCAUGGAGUGGAACCUGAUUCUGUGACAUACAAUAUUCUUGUGAAAGGGUUUCAUCUUCUCGGUAUGAUCAGUGGGGCUGGGGAGGUUAUUCAAGAUAUGUUGGAUAAAGGUUUGAGUCCUGAUGUUAUUACAUACACAAUAUUACUAUGCGGGCAAUGUCAGUUAGGAAAUAUUGACAUGGGUUUAAUAUUGCUGAAGGAUAUGUUGUCGAGGGGAUUUGAGUUAAACAGUAUCGUCCCCUAUAGUGUAAUGCUCAGUGGUUUAUGUAAAACAGGACGAGUAGAUGAAGCUUUGUCGUUAUUCUAUGAUUUGGAAGCCUAUGGUCUGACACCUGAUCUCGUGGCAUAUUCCAUUGUGAUUCAUGGCCUGUGCAAGUUAGGAAAAUUUGAUAUGGCUGUUAGGCUUUUCGACGAGAUGUGUUACAAAAGAAUUCUUCCGAAUUCUAGAACACUUGGUGCUAUUUUGCUCGGUUUAUGUCAGAAAGGGAUGUUACUUGAGGCAAGAUCGCUUCUGGAUUCUCUGAUUUCAAGUGGAGACACACUGGAUAUUAUUCUGUACAAUAUCGUAAUUGACGGGUAUGCAAAGUCUGGUUGCAUUAAGGAGGCGUUAGAGUUAUUCAAGUUAUAUGGAUUGGUUCCAAGUGUUGUGAGUUAUACAACUCUGAUGGAUGCGUACGCAAAUUGUGGAAGUAUCAAAAGCAUAGAAGAAUUGCUCAGGGAAAUGAAAGCAGAAGGAAUCCCACCAACCAAUGUCACUUACUCAGUGAUUUUUAAAGGACUUUGCGUAGGCUUGAAACUUGAAAAUUGCAACCAGGUACUCAGGGGAAGAAUACUCGAAAAAUUCAACCAUGUACUCAGGGACAUGGAAUCUGAAGGUAUAACUCCAGAUCAGAUCACAUUCAAUACAAUUAUUCAGUAUCUAUGCAGAGUUAAACAUUUAUCCAGAGCAUUUGAGUUAUUUGAAAAAAUGAAAUCUCAAAAUCUUGAUCCUACGUCUGCUACUUAUAAUAUUCUAAUCGACAGCCUUUGUGUCUACGGCUACAUAAGGAAAGCUGACAGGUUUCUCUAUUCGCUCCAGAGGCGGAAUGUUAGUUUGUCCAAAUUUGCUUAUACCACACUGAUCAAGGCACAUUGUGUAAAGGGUGACCCUGAAAUGGCAGUGAUUCUAUUUCAUCAGCUGGUGGACAGAGGAUUCGAUGUUUCUAUCAGGGACUAUAGUGCGGUGAUCAAUCGUUUGUGUAGGAGACAUUUAGCAAACGAGAGCAAAUACUUCUUCUGUCUAAUGUUAUCCCGCGGUAUUUCGCCUGACUUAGACAUUUGCGAAGUGAUGAUCAAGUCAGAUGAAUUGCUUUCCUGGACAAUCAAAUGGGGUUUGUUGCCUGAUCAGUAAUCAGAAAAGUUUUGUCUGUUGUCCCAUCUUAUCUGCUAACUGCAGAAGACACACAUUUUCAGCAGAGAAACUGUCUCAUGAGUGAUCCAGUUAACAGAUUAAUCUUAGCUACUGGAUGGUGUCAUCGGGCAACAAUAGUAUCACAUUGGCUUCUUUGACGAAUUGCGGUAAGUGAUGUUUCUUAGUAACCUUUGAAAUCGAUAAUGUGAACUUAUGAGGCCUUUUUGGUUAGAUUGGAAAUAUGGAACAGGGGACUUAUUAUGUCUUCCACUUUUUAUCAAGUUUCUACUUUCCUCAACCCAAACUCAAGUGUCUUGGUCGUUUUGCUGCUUGAGUCUAAGACUGUAAUUACUUUCUUCAGGUUCUUCUGAAGAUAAAGUCACUUGUUCUUG
Molecule: messenger RNA, 2911 nt
Organism: Arabidopsis arenosa
Lineage: Eukaryota; Viridiplantae; Streptophyta; Magnoliopsida; Brassicales; Brassicaceae
Source: the annotation of a GenBank genome assembly